This is a messenger RNA of Oryzias melastigma (Indian medaka), 696 nucleotides long. It is a transcript of the gene ndufa8, whose product is annotated as NADH:ubiquinone oxidoreductase subunit A8. Gene Ontology annotation, biological process: mitochondrial electron transport, NADH to ubiquinone. The transcript has 4 exons. The record is from RefSeq and is a predicted model, not a curated record. Lineage: Eukaryota; Metazoa; Chordata; Actinopteri; Beloniformes; Adrianichthyidae. The coding region runs from base 156 to 674 and encodes 172 amino acids.
CAAUACGCGCCGUUCAAGUGACGGGACCAGGGAGAGAAAACUGACCUUCUUCUUUGCUUCGUCGCUUGACCUAAGUCAAGCGAGGAGCACCUUGAUGAUUUUGGCCUGCUGUCGUUAAUUUUUCCACGGCUGCGAUCGUGUACCGUUCCUGAACCAUGCCCACCACGCGGGAUAUCCCCUCACUGCAGGAGCUGAAGGUGGACGAGAUUACUGUGUCAUCUGCAGUGCUGAAAGCUGCUGCCCACCAUUAUGGCUCUCAGUGUGACAAGCCCAACAAGGAGUUCAUGCUGUGCCGUUGGGAAGAGAAAGACCCCAGAAAGUGUCUAGAAGAAGGGAGGAAGGUCAAUGAGUGUGCACUCAACUUCUUCAGACAAAUCAAGGGGAACUGUGCGGAGCCCUUCACGGAGUACUGGACCUGUCUGGAUUACACCAACCUGGCGGAACUGCGUCACUGCCGUAAACAGCAGCAAGCAUUCGACAGCUGCGUUCUUGACAAACUUGGUUGGGAGAGACCUGAACUGGGAGAUCUUUCAAAAGUGACCAAAGUGUCGACUGACAGGCCCUUACCAGAAAACCCCUACCACUCUAGAGCUCGUCCUGAGCCGAACCCCGUCAUCGAGGGGAAGCUGGAGCCUGCCAAAUACGGCAGCAGGCUAUUCUUCUGGAGCUGGUGAUUAAAGCUCGUCUGAAUAAACC